GGGGGGUGGGGUGGGGUGAGGGCAGGGCUUGAUGUUCAGCCUGUGCCUUCUUGUUGAACCAAAGGGCUUCAGCUCUGUGCUUCUGUGAAGUGCUCACUCGUUCAGGCGUGUGCACGAGUGUGUAUGAGUGCGUGUGUGUGUAUGUGCGCCUGAACCACAGCAGCCAUGUCAGACCCCAGGGACAUUGACGAGGACGCCAUCCUCAAAGGUCUGAGCGCCGCGGAGCUGGACCAGCUGGAGUAUGAGCUGCAGGAGAUGGACCCGGAGAAUGCCAUGCUGCCAGCUGGCUUCCGGCAGCGUGACCAGACGAAGAAGAGCCCGACGGGGCCGUAUGACCGCGACGCCCUGAUGCAGCACCUGGAGAAGCAGGCCCUGGAGCACGAGGACCGGGAAGACCUGGUGCCCUUCACUGGGGAGAAGAAAGGAAAAACCUUCGUACCCAAGAAGCCGGCUGAGAUCCCCUUACACGAGCAGGUGAUCCUGGAACCAGAGCUGGAGGAGGCUCUGAAGAACGCCACCGACGCUGAAAUGUGUGACAUCGCAGCUAUCCUGGGAAUGUACACCCUGAUGAGCAACAAGCAGUACUACGACGCCCUGGGCACCACCGGCACCAUCGCUAACACAGAAGGCAUCAACAGUGUUGUGAAACCAGAUCCAUUUAAGAUCUUCCCUGAUGAGCUACCGAACCCCACCAAUGUGGAAGAAACCCUGGACAGAAUCCACAACAAUGACAGCAGCCUGACUGAAGUCAACCUCAACAACAUCAAGGUCCACAAAAACAUGAGAACAUACACAAGGACUCUGUCCAACAACACAAAGCCAGCGCUCGGAAUUCUAAAUUUGCUCCUCUUUCUCUGCACACAUAAACAUGUUUCUGUGCUGCAGGACAUUCCCAUCCCAACGCUGAAAGAGAUCUUUGAGGGGAUGAAAGGAAACUCUCAUGUAGAGUCUCUGAGUAUCGCAGCCACCCGCAGCAACGACCCUGUGGCCUAUGCAUGUGCUGAGAUGCUGCAGGAGAACACCAGCCUUCAAAGUCUUAAUAUUGAGUCCAACUUCAUCACCGGAGAUGGAAUGAUGGCAAUUAUCAAAGCCAUGGCCAACAACGCCACACUGGUGGAGCUGAAGAUCGAUAAUCAGAGGCAGAAACUGGGAGACUCAGUGGAGAUGGAGAUUGCCAGUAUGUUGGAGAACAACUCCAGCAUCCUGAAGUUCGGCUACCACUUCACUCAGCAGGGUCCGAGAGCCAGAGCCGCCAUGGCCAUCACACGCAACAAUGACAUGAUUCGUCAGCAGAGAUUAAGAUGAAAGCAACAAAAUGCAAAAAGAAGAUGAAGUCGUCAGCUCCACGGAGCCGACACGUGCCAAAGGACUGCCACCAACGCCACCUUCUAGCCUCCGUCAGCUCGGUGCACCUGAGCUGAGUUCAUGGUUCUGCUUCUUCAGUGCUGAAUGGGCCAGCGUGCACAGUGAAGACCAGCUAACAUCCAUGUCCAACCAUUUCAUUUCAUGUGCUUUGUGUAGACUGCUCAGUUCAUCAUAAAGGCGUGUACAGGCCAUGAGCCCAAUGUCAAGUGUCUUUUUUGUGCUUUUAGUUUGUGCAACAUCAUCCAAAUUCAAGAUUAAAUCCAUUCAUUCAUCCUGACAUGUUCAAUGUGGUGCUAAAUACGGGAAGAAUACAGUCUGUAAAUACUUUAAAUAAACAAUAUAUAUUCUGUCA
Molecule: messenger RNA, 1717 nt
Organism: Sphaeramia orbicularis (orbiculate cardinalfish)
Lineage: Eukaryota; Metazoa; Chordata; Actinopteri; Kurtiformes; Apogonidae
Product: tropomodulin-4-like
Exons: 10
Coding region: 166-1305 (379 amino acids)
Biological process (GO): pointed-end actin filament capping; myofibril assembly; actin filament organization
Cellular component (GO): myofibril; striated muscle thin filament; cytoskeleton
Molecular function (GO): tropomyosin binding
Source: RefSeq, a predicted model, not a curated record